CUUCUGGGAAUGCUGCCAGUGGUCAAAGUCUCCAAACGUACUUUGUUGAGUUGGUGCGAGCUCACCGAACAAUCCUGCAGUGGUCUCACAGAUUUAGUCCUAAGCUCUGCAUUCUCAAACCUGUCAGAGUUGGACAUGAGCCAUAAUGACCUGCUGGAUUUAGGUGUGGAACAUCUUGCUGAAGGCCUGAAGAGUCCACACUGCAAACUGAAGAUUCUCAAGUUGUCUGGUUGUCAGGUAACAGAGAAAGGCUGCUCUUUCCUUGCCUUGUCUCUUGAGUCCAACACAGCAUCCCGUCUGGAACAUUUGGAUCUGAGGUACAAUCAUCCAGGAGACAAUGGGACAAAGAGACUAAUGGAUAAAGUUAGAGAGGAAUCUUACCCAAACAGGAAGCUGAAGACAGUGCUUUUGGACCACGGCGGAGCACAUCGGUUAAAACCAGGGAUUAAGAAAUAUGGUGUAGAACUGAAGUUCAAUGAAAAUACAGCAAGCAAAAGACUCCUCCUAGAAGGAGACAGAAAAGUAAGAACUGUAGAGAAGGUAGAGGAGAAACCUGAACGACGUGAAAAUGAGGACCGGUUCAAGAGGUCUCAGGUGUUUUGUGUUGAGGGGCUGAAAGAGCUCUGUUACUGGGAAGUGGAAUGGAGUGGGACAGUCUGCAUUGCUGUGGCAUACAAAAGAGUGGGUAGAAAAUGGGAUAGUAGUGGUGGCCUCGGAUGCAAUGAGAUGUCCUGGGGUCUGUACUGCUCCGGCACUGACUACACUGCCAUGCAUGGGAAAAUUCAAAAGUGUUUGAGAUUACCCUCUAGUAAAAAAAUAGCAGUGCUCUUGGAUUGGAAAGGAGGAACUCUGAGUUAUUACAGUGUUUCAUCAAAAAAACUGAGCCUCAUACACACCUUUCAUGCAAAAUUCACUGAGCCGCUCUUCCCAGGCUUCUGGUUUAGAACGGGCUCUGUGACCUUAUGUGACAUAAACUAAAUCACUGUAAAACAGCACUGUGGUGACCACUUACAAUUCUCUUCUUUUAUUAACAUAAUAAUAAUAUGAAACAUUACUUUUAAAAAAUAUAUAAGUUGUUAGUUUAUUUAUUUUUAAAUCAGUGUUAAUACUGAAAAAAUGAACUAGUGUCAUAAAGGAGCUGUCUGUGUUCCAAAAUAUUUUAGAGGACAGCCACUCUACUACUGCCAUUAUAUUACUGCAUUUUUUUAGACUGCAUGUUGUGUGAAUGUACCUUUGUACUAAACACACUUUAAACACACUUUAAAUUACACCAAUAAAAAUUUAAUUAGUGAGAUUAUUAUGUAAAGAUGAAACACAUUUGUUGUUGAUUCCAGUCAUCUCUGUUUAUUCAUGCAUUUAAUUUGUUUUUAUUUUUAUAUGUGUAAAAUAUUCUGAUGAAAGAUAUACUGAUAACAAUGAUGAAUAUUAUUAACAAUUUCAAGUAUGGUUUUAUUUGCUUCAUUUCACAUUACUGAUAAUGUUUUUCGUUUGUUUGUUUCAUUUGUCUUUUAUUUUUUUACUACCUUGUCCUAGUUUUAUCACUUCUUUUAAUUUUCUAUAAUAAAAUGAUUUUUGGUGGCUGUAA
This is a messenger RNA of Neolamprologus brichardi, 1585 nucleotides long. The record is from RefSeq and is a predicted model, not a curated record. Lineage: Eukaryota; Metazoa; Chordata; Actinopteri; Cichliformes; Cichlidae.